AUGCGGUCGCGCCUGGUCUCUUGGACGGCGGCGUGGGGCGGCUGCGCCUUCCUGGCGGUGAGUGGCGCUUUCGCUUUCGAUUCGGGAGGGAGGGCGCCGCGCCCACCCAUGCCCUCCCUCCCAGUUAGAGAUCCCCGGGCGAGGGGCGGGCAGGCGGGAGCCCAUCCCGGGGAAAAUCCCCCCGCGCCGAUCCAGCUCCAGUUCCUCUUUCGGCGCCUGGGAAUCCCCCUCGUCCCGGAGCUGCUGCCUCGCCCUUAUCCGGGGAGGGGGGGGGUCCUCACUCUAGUUGUGACUUGAUCGAUUUACCAAAGCGAUCCCCAACCUAGCGGCUUCGCAGGUCUCACCAACCUAGAUCCCCAAAGUAAACCGGCGCGCCCUCCGGGGCCCCCUCUCGCUCCUUUGGCCACUGGGGGGGCGGAUCUGGACUUCACGGCCCUCGUCUUCUCCCGGCCGGCAUUCCUGCAUCGCAGGGGGUUCGACUAGAUGAGCCUUGGGGGUCCCUUCCGACUGCCAUUCCCGAACUUGACGGCCCCUUUGGACGGAGCAGUGCCAAGCCGCGUCCUUGGAGGACGGGGAGGGUCGCCUUCCUCCGGCUCCUUCCGUCCGGGGAGGCGGGACCGCUGCCCGCCCCCCAAGCGCGCCGCUCUGGGGACCCGAGAGAGAGAGAGAGAGCGACCCUGCCGGGAGCCAGGCUUUCCUUUCCCCGGGAAAAGGGAGCCCCGGUGGCUCAGCCUUCCGGCAGGUUCCCUUUGACUCCCCUGCAGCUUGGACGGUGGCGGGGGGGGGGGGCGGGCUGCCCCCUUGUGGGUCUCUCUGGGCGGAUGGAAACCGGAUCCCAAAGGGUGGGCUAAGAGGCGGCCGGAUCCCGCAUCUCUCGGGGGCGCAGAGGUUUCCAAGGCGAGCGGCGCCCAGAUGCGCUUUGACGCGCGCUUUGCUCCUCGCGCCGGAGAGAAAGCCUUGCGUGCCGCUUGGAUUGUGGCUUUGGGGGAGCUGCGGGGGGGGGGAUGAGGAUGAUGAAGAUGGGGCUGUGACUAACCCUCCUCCUCCUGCGGUGCAGUGCCUGGCGUUGGAGCUGCGGGGCCCGAGCUGCUCCGUCACCGAGUACCAGGAAGGGGGACGGUGCUGCCAGAAAUGUGGUCCAGGUAAUAAGCUGUGCGGACGCGACUCUGGCUUUUCCUCUUGGGGCUCCUCCGACCCCCCCCCCAUCCUGCCCAAGAGCCCCUCAGGGCUGGGGGGGGGGCUUCUCACGGGAGGCGGGCAAAGGGACGGUGUCGACAGCACGGUUUCUUUAUUAAGUGACAUGCCGCUUAUGUGCUUUGUAACGGCUUUGAAGCGCUUUGCGCUGAUGAAAUCAACGGGGAAAGCCGCACUGUAAUUAAAGCACACAAUCGUGAUUCUUUCACGGCAUUAAAAACCCCUUAAUUAAAAGACACAGCUAAAUCAGCCAAUUAAAAGGCUUUCCAAUUAAAACAGUUGAUACAGUUAAGAUUAGACGUUUGAGCUGAGGGGGAUGUUUAUACCUAUUUAUUGCGUUUCCAUCCCUGUUUUCUUCAAGGGGGUCUGCUUGGUUCUCCCCCCCCACUCCAUCUCAUUUAAUCCUCAGAACAGCCCUGUGAGGUAGGCUAGGCUGAGAGGCAGGGACUGGUCCCCAAGAUCUUCAUGGCUGAGUGAGGAUUUGAACCCUGAUCUCCCAGGUCCAGCGCUCUAACCACUGUGCCACACUCUCUUGAAUACAAAUGACUCUCUGAAAAUCAGAGUUGCAUAGAUAGCCCAUCUGGGCAGAUUCCAUCCACUAAAAGCACUUUUCCUCACAACCUUUGAGCCAGUUGGGGAUCACAGAGUAGGAAGGGACCCCAAGGGCAAUGUCUCUGGAAAUAAAACUGCCCCAGUCCAAAACCUCCCCCCCCCCAGGCCCUCCUCUUGUCUCUCCAGCAACACACCUGGGCCAUUCAGGACCAGAGGAAGGUGGGGACCCCUUUGGGCUGCUUGGGCCAGAUCCUUCUGGGCAGGGUUGUCCAACUGUCAGUCAUACGAUGUCACUAUGAUGUCAUAAUUUACAGGUGGGUUAUCCCGCCCACCUGUCCAAACUCCUUGCGGAGCUGGAGGAAACCCCAGGAAGAAUCCUGUGGAAGAAUCCUAAGGAGCUUGAGGUGACAUACAUGGCUCCCCCCCCCCCGUUAAUCCCCACAACAACCCUGUGAGGCUGAGAGAGAGGGGCGGUGACCAGCCCCCAAGCCCCCCCCCCCAUUGAGUUUCAUGGCUGAUCGGAGAUUUGAGCCCUGGUCCAUCCCCAGGUCUUAGCCCAGCACUCUAGCCACUGAGCCACACUGCCUCUUAAGAUGCAGCAGUAAAAGGGGGGAGGCGAUGAGGGAGAGAAAGAAGCUUCACUUGCCCCUUCAUUCUCUCCCCUCAACCGCUGUGUCUGCUGGGUGUGUGUGUGGGAAGGACGGCCAAGCCCACCUGGGCUGCCCCCCCUUUCAACCUCUGAGGACCGGAAGGAUCAGGGCAGCUCUGGGAGGGAGGAGCGGGUGCCAAGGGAUGGAAAUGGGGCCCCCUCCUUGCGCAAGGGGCGGGGGGCAUGGGGGAAUGCCUUGUUCCGGGAAAGGAGCCCUCAGGACCCGAUUCUCCCUUGGGACACCCAUCCUUCUCAGUCUGAUGCCAUCUCUAGGGCUGCUCAGGAUUUCUCCACCCUAGGAAGAGCCUGUUGCUGGAUCCGACCAAAGGCCCACCUAGUCCAGCCUCCUGCUCUCCCCGUGGCCGACCAGAUGCCCGUAGUGGGGAUUCAACACAAGAGCAACUCUUCCCCUCCUGUGGUUUCCAGCAACUGGGAUUUCAUUUUCAUUUUCACUUUUAAUUUGUGUAUCCCCUUCCUAUAUUACUGUACACAAAGCAGUUUCCAGCCUCAAAAUAUACAACACACACCUACAGUGAUGGCCAAACUUGGCCCUCCAGCUGCUUUGGGACUACAACUCCCAUCAUCCCUGACACCACUGGUCCUGUUAGCUAGGGAUGAUGGGAGUUGUAGUCCCAAGCAGCUGGAGGCCCAAGUUUGGCCAUAAUAAACUAAUCCAAUAUAAACAGUCAUUGUCAAACAUAACUUUGAAAUGUUUAUUUGAAAUCAAAUAAAGUAAUAUUCAAUAAUCUAUUAGAAUAUGAUAGUACACAAUAAAAUUAACACUCAGAAGCUCAGCAAAUGAUAACAGAAAUUCACUCUUAAUAAUUACAAUAACUACUUACUAAACGAUGAUCAAUGAAAAUAACUACAAUUUACGGUGCAUAAAAUACCACAAUAUAUACAAAAUAAUGUGAAAGGAUGAAAUCGAGAAACAAAGACACACAACUUCUAACACUACUUUUUCCUGUGGGAGGGAGUUCCAUAGGCCAACUGCACCGCUCCUGCGUCCUGAAUCUCCCAGGAAGGUGGACUUUCCAAAGAGUUUCCCCAUACCAAGCAGAUGUUGCUCUGCUGCUGAGCCCUGGCCCCUUCCUGCCCAACCACCCCAGGCCAUGCCAGUCUCCGCUGGAAUCGCAUCUGCCCCCCUCGCAGGCACGGUCCUUUCCCUGCCCAAGGUGCCAGCGCUCACUGGGUCUCCUCGUGUGUUUGCAGGCACCAAGGUGCAGGCGCUCUGCUCCGAGAGCUCAGAGACGCGGUGCGUAGCCUGCGAGGCUCAGCACUUCCAGGCCGGCUGGACCAAGGAGAAGCACUGCGCCCCACAGGCCUAUUGCGACGAGAGUAAGUGGGGGUCCUCUGUGUGUGUCUCCUUCUCCCUUCACCACCGGACAGACUCUGGCCAUGUGCUGCCUCCAGAGGCGGCUCUGCACAGCCCACUAUCAUAUCACGGAGUUGGAGAGCUGGGAAUAAGGCCCAUAUAUUUCGCACCUGACAACCCACGAGCCCCUUUGGUUUCAGAUGGGUAUCCGAAUCUACAAAGCCCAGGGCACAAUUUUUCAUGGCCCUCUAGGGCCUCAUUAGGGACGCGGGUGGUGCUGUGGGUUAAACCACAGAGCCUAGGACUUGCUGAUCAGAAGGUCGGCGGUUCAAAUCCCCACGACGGGGUGAGCUCCCGUUGCUCGGUCCCUGCUCCUGCCAACCUAGCACUUCGAGAGCAUGUCAAAGUGCAAGUAGAUAAACAGGUACCACUCUGGCUGGAAGGUAAACGGCGUUUCCAUGUGCUGCUCUGGUUUGCCAGAAGCGGCUUAGUCCUGCUGGCCACAUGACCCGGAAGCUGUACGCCGGCUCCCUCGGCCAAUAAAGCGAGAUCAGCGCCACAACGCCAGAGUCGGCCACGACUGGACCUAAUGGUCAGGGGUCCCUUUACCUUUACGGCCUCAUUGGCCAGAGGCGUAGAGCAAAAUAUACAUCAGGAAGCUUCGUUUGGUCAGAAUCGAGUCUAUACUUCUGGAGUUAAUAAUAGACUCAUAGAAUCCAUAGGAGCUGGAAGGGGACCCAUGGGUCAUCUAGUCCAACCCCCUGCAAUGCAGGGAUCACCAUUAAGUAUCCAUGACAGAUGGCUAUCCGAUCUCUGCUUAAAAACGUCCGAGGAAGGAGAGCCCACCGCUUCCCCAAGGGAGACUGUUCCGCUGUUGAAACUUUCCGACGGCCAGAAAGUUCUUCCUGAUGUUGAGUCAGAAUCUCCUUCCUUGUAACUUGAAGCCAUGGGUUCGAGUCCUACCCUCUGGAGCGGCAGAAAACAAGCUUGCUUCAUCUUCCAUGGGGCAGCCCUGGAGCUAUUGGAAGGUGGCUCUCAGGUCUCCUCUCAGCCUCCUCUUUCCCAGGCUAUACACACCCAGAUGCUUCAACCGCUCCUCAUCAGGCUGGGUUUCCAAGGCCUUGAUCUCCACCCUCCCCUCUCUCUUCCCUGCUUGCGGGUUUCCCAGACUCUGCAUCUGCUUGGCUGCUGGACUCAGAUGGCAGCUCCAAGGCUCUCCUUCUUCUUCUCUCUCCUCCUCCAGAUGCCGGUUUCUUUGUGUUCACGGAAGGGGACGCCACGCGGAAUGUCAUCUGCCGCUGUCGGACCGGCACCCACUGCUCCAGCCGGGAGUGCCUGACCUGCAGGGUGGACCGAGAGUGCCCAGCGGGCGAAGGCGUCCAGCGCCAAGGUGAGCCAGAAGGAGGAGGAACACGAGGGGCUGCUGGGCUGGGCUCUCUCCCUUGUGUGGUGGAUUUACUCACUCUGCACAUGCUCACAUCCCAGGGAUGAACCGAGCUCAUCCUUUCUAUGAACAGAUACAGAGGCAAGCCCCACAUCCUCUCCCAUGGUAUCCUAUGGGUCCCAUGGAUGCUUUUGUUGCAAUUACAGCAUUUCCGGGGGUUGGACUCGAUGACCUUGGGGGGUCCCUUCCACCUCUGCAAUUCUAGGCUGGGGAUUGUGGGGUGUGCGGAAAUCGACUGGACCUUCCCUGCCGGUGGGAUUUCUCCCCACACCCAGACAGCCCUGGAGGGGUAUUGCUGCAGGAGCUGCAUGGACCCCCCCAGGCCCCCCACCCUGCAGAUAUGAGGGCUACUGGAGCUGGAGCCUGUGGCCCCAGCCCCAGCCGGGAUGCCUCAGGGCCCUGGCAUGUGACGCUGCCUCUCGUGUUCCUUCCAGCCACCCACCUGAACGACACGGUCUGCGUGGCCUGCCCUCCUGGCUCCUUCUCCAACAUCUCUUCUGCCACCGCUCGAUGCCAACCCUGGAGCAGGUGAGAUCAGCGGGACGGGACGGGGGGGGCAGUCGACCUGGAGCCGGUUGGAAGAUGGAUGGCGGCUAACAGAUUGAGGUUGAAUCCCGACAAGACAGAAGUACUUUUUUGGGGGGAUGGGGCGGGCAGGUGUGGAGGACUCCCUGGUCCUGAAUGGGGAAACUGUGCCCCUGAAGGACCAGGUGCGCAGCCUGGGAGUCAUUCUGGACUCACAGCUGUCCAUGGAGGCACAGGUUAAUUCUGUGUCCAGGGCGGCUGUCUACCAGCUCCAUCUGGUAUGCAGGAUGAGACCCUAUCUACCUGCGGACUGUCUGGCCAGAGUGGUGCAUGCUCUAGUUCUCUCCCGCUUGGACUACUGCAAUGCGCUCUACGUGGGGCUACCUUUGAAGGUGACCCAGAAACUGCAAUUAAUCCAGAAUGUGGCAGCUAGACUGGUGACUGGGAGCAGCCGCCAGGACCACAACACCGGUCCUGAGAGAUCUGUAUUGGCUCCCAGUACGUUUCUGAGCACAAUUCAAAGUGUUGGUGCUGACCUUGAAAGCCCUAAAUGGCCUCGGCCCAGACCUGAAGGAGCGUCUCCACCCCCAUCAUUCAGCCCAGACACUGAGGUCCAGCUCCAAGGGCCUUCUGGCAGUUCCCUCAUUGCGAGAAGUGAGGUUACAGGGAACCAGGCAGAGGGCCUUCUCGGUGGUGGCGCCCUCCCUAUGGAAUGCCCUCCCUUCAGACGUGAAGGAAAUAAGCAGCUAUCUUCUCUUUAAAAGACAUCUGAAGGCAGCCCUGUUUAGGGAAGUUUUUAAUAUUUAAUGCUGUAUUGUUUUUAACACUCGAUUGGGAGCCGCCCAGAGUGGCUGGGGAAACUCAGCCAGAUGGGUGGGAUAUAAAUAAUAAAUUAUUAUUAUUAUUAUUAUUAUUAUUAUGCUGGCACAUUGCAGUUGGGCAGGAGAUGCUGGCAGACUCUGCGUGACCGGGUCUUGCUGGGAAAGGAAGUUGCCUGCAUGGCUAACCGUGCGGUUCAUGCAAAUGUGUGCAGCUGAGCCCAGGUGCCAGUUUAAGAAAAGCAGCUCUGCGUGUGGGGUGGGGUGGGGAUUUGGAGUCAAGCUGCUUAUCUGCAUCUCUGGGGCAGGGGGGCCUCCACGUGCCGCUGCUUCUCUCUUCCAAACCGAAACGGGGGCUUGCGCACACUUGCGCGCCUGCCAGGGCUUUGCCUGUGAAAUGCUCAUGUGAUGCAAACCCUUCUUAAGAGUCUGCCUCUGUCUCCGCAGCUGCGAGGCCGGAAAGAUGGUGCGGCUGGCAAAUGGGACCCACAGUUCGGAUGUGGUUUGCGGUGAGUGAGCUCCCAGCCAGAGGUGUGGGCUUGGUGGGGACUGCCAGAAGGGCUGGUGCCUUGGGCACGUGGAGGGCGACUUUCUCUUCAGCUUGGAAGGUACUGUGUCCAGGUCUGGAUGUGGGCAAACUGGGUGGGUCUGGAAACCAAGCCUGAUGAGGAACUGUUGAGGGAGCUGAGUAUAGGUAGCUAAACUUUAUUCGCAUUAGCCAACGGCCAUGGCAACAUAAAACAAGCAAUAUAUACAAAUAAGGUAAAGGUAAAGGGACCCCUGACCAUUAGCUCCAGUCGUGGCCGACUCUGGGGUUGCAGCGCUCAUCUCGCUUUACUGGCUGAGGGAACCGGCGUACAGCUUCCGGGUCAUGUGGCCAGCAGGACUAAGCCACUUCUGGAGAACCAGAGCAGCUCAUUGAAACGCUGUUUACCUUCCCGCCGGAGCGGUACCUAUUUAUCUACUUGCACUUUGAGGUGCUUUCGAACUGCUAGGUUGGCAGGAGCAGGGACCGGGCAACGGGAGCUCACCCCAUCGCGGGGAUUCGAACCACCGACCUUCUGAUCAGCAAGUCCUAGGCUCUGUGGUUUAACCCACAGCGCCACCCGUGUCCCUAUAUAUAUAUAUAUAUAUACAAUACACACACACACACACACACACACACACACACACACACACAUAGCAAUGAGUAAAAAGGGCAAUGAAAUGACCAAGAUUAUCGUUCAGAUAGUGGCCCUUAAUCUCAUUGCACCCUCGAUCAACCUCGCACCCUUUGCUGUUGUCUGAUCAUUUUGAUCUGAUAAAAUAAAGAACAAUGUGGCCUGGGAUGGGCGGCCUGGGAUGGGCGGCCUGGGAUGGGCGGCCUGGGAUGGUAAGUAUGGAGCUGGGUAUGUUCAGCCUGGAAAAGAAGAGACUCGGAGGAGAUGUGAGAGCCAUCGUCAAAUAUCUCCAGGGCUGCCACAUGGAAGAGGGAGCAUGCUUGUUUUCUCCUGCCCUGGAGGGUAGAAUCCAAGCUAAUGGCUUCAAGUUACAAGAAAGGAGAUUCCAGCUGAACAUCAGGAAGAACUUUCUGAUCACAAGAGCUCUUGGAUAGUGGGGUGGUCUCCCCUGCGAGGUGGUGGGCUCCCCUUCCUUAGAGGUUUUUGAGCAGAGGUUGGAGGGCCGCCUGCCAAGGAUUCUUCAGCUGCCAUUCCUGUAUUGCAGGGGGUUGGGCUGGAUGACCCUUAGGGUCCCUUCCAGCUCUCCAAGUCCAUGAAGGGAGGUCUUGCUGAGGAAAUACCUUCUCCUUUUGUCAGCUGUGACAUUGGGGGGGGGGCAGGAACACUCUUGCCUGGCUUCCAGUUCUUAUCCAGAAUGGCCUGGAGGUGGCAGGGGAGGACUGCUGGCAGGGCCUGCUCCGCGCAGCCCCCUCGGAAGGAAUGAAGAAGCUGUGUCCGGCUGUUCUUGUGUUUUGAGGCUGUGCUGAACAAGGAGGCCAAAAAAAUUAGCCCAGAAAGUGUAGAAGUGAAGCUGGCAGAUGGAGUUGUUUGGAGCAGGGGCUGCAGCAGAUCUGGAGGGGGGCCUCAUCCUGCUCAGUUGCUGCUGAGCAUCAAAGAGGCUUCUUCCUGUGCUUUCACUGGCUCUUACGGUGUUUGUUUACUGCAUUCAGACCCCCCCUUCCAAUUAAACCCCCACAACAACCCUUUGAGGGAGGUUAGGCUGAGAGGCAGGGACUGGCCCCCAAAGGCCACUCAGUGAGCUUCCGGGCCAAGUGUUAGGAUUUGAACCCUGGUCUCCCAGGUCCUGGUCUGAUGCUCUAACCACUGCACCACACUCUUCUUAUCCUUUCUUCCAUUUCUGUUCUUUCCCCCAAAGGGGCCCGGGGCCAGUCCAGCCUACCUCACAGGGUUGUUGUCAGAAUUCAACGGGGAGAGGGAGACCCACGCACAGCCCCCCUUGAAAGGUGGCCUUAAAUGUAAUAAAGAAAGAAAGAAAAACAAGAGACCUGCCCGCCCACACGGUCCGGCUGCAUCAACUGAGACGGAUCCCGUGAGCCAGGAUUCGCUGGUGCUUCAGGGAUCUCCCAGUGAGCCUGGGGCAUCAAGCGGGGCAGGAUCUGCCCCUCCCAGGGCUUCCCAAAUCUCCCUCUGCAGGCUGCGCAGUGGCCUCCCAUUAAAAACGCGACGCUGAUCCAGACCAGCCGCUUUAUUUUUAACUCCGCAGCGUUCUAAAAAUAAGGUGUUUUUCCUUCGAGAAAAAAGCCACCCUUCACAAUAACUCUUUAAAUGGCUGCCUUGAAGAAACCUUUAGCGAAAGCUAAAUUUGUUUUGGUUUAACUUGGCUUGACGCCUUGCUGAUCGCCCAGCGCCUAAUUGUCUUCCUUCGCAGUCGGGCACAAAGAGGAGGUCAGUGCGGAAGACCCAGAAGUAUUUAAGGGCUGUUUGUUCCAUGGCUGCGCCCACUGAAGACAUCCAAGCUGGGGGCAGCGAGGGGGGGAGUGGGGGGGUGAGGGAUUAGUCCCAGAGGAUUCCUGCGCUGGGGGGGGGGAAUUGCAGGGGGUUGGUCUAGAUGGCCCUUGGGGGUCCCUUCCAAGGCUGUGAUUCUGCCCGCAGGGGUAUGCCCUGGUUGCCCUGGCGCUGGGGGGUUUCAUGUGGCUCCUUUCCUGCACCCUCCCACAGGUGUCCUGCCCACACAGCCCCCUCAGGAAGAAGCCAGAAGGACCCACCUGCUGCUGGUAGUUCCCCUGGUGGCCAUCCUUGGGCUGCUGGCGGGGGCCCUGUUCCUCCUCCACCGCCAUUGGCGGCGCCAGGGUGAGUCGCUGGACGGGGGGUUGGUGCUUGGGAGGGGGUCUGAAGGGGGGGAGUUCCUGGUGCCAGGGCCAGAUUUAGGUUUGAUGCGGCCCUCAGCUCCUGAAGUUAAUGGGGCCCUUUCUAUGUCCGGCUGUCCACAACAAAUGGUCACUGUUUUUUGCAUUGAAUAGACGCUAUAUGGUCAUUUGUGGACCUCAUAGGUAUCUCAAGCCAUUUGCACAUCACAAAAUAUGUGUUGCAUCAAAGUAAUUGUUGAACUGAAAUACAGUGAAGAACCCGUGAUAUUUGAGGGAGCAGGCUAAGAGCAGUUUCAGGUUAAGAACGGAUCUCCGGAACGAAUUAAGUUCGUAACUAGAGGUCCCACUGUAAAAUAAAACCUACAUACAGCAACAGUGUUUGUUUUGUGUUGUGUAGGUCUGCCUGCCUCUCAGGGCCCCCUAACAGUGGGAUCCCGUAACAGAAAGGGGGGGUGCUUUCCUUUCCAACUCUUUGGGGUGAGCUCCCUUCUCCCAGGUGCCUGUCGCUGCCCUUCCCCUGAGGGUUGUAGUGUCCCCCCCCCCAAAAAAAACCAGCCAGGGGUCUCCCUAUCCAGCCUUGACUGUUUCCCUUUCUCCUGCCUAGAUCUCUGGAAGCCUCCCCUGAAUCAGGUAUGUGUGUCUGAGAGUGAGCAAAAGGGCCUUUGGGGAGGGGGCUUCUGCUGCUGUUGGCAGCAGGCGGGAGGCCCUGGUCCCGGAUGCUGCUGCAUGUCCCUGCCUGCUGAACCUGCCCCCCCUCUCCCUGCCUCUCUCUUCGCAGCCAGAGGCCGCCUUGGUCCACGAGAGGCCGCAACCUGAGGAGGUAGAGGACCCUGCCUUGCCCGUUCAGGAGACGCUGCUUGGGGGCCAGCCUGUGGCCCAGGAAGAUGGCAAGGAGAGCCGCCUCGCUGAGCAGGAGCAGACCUGA
Molecule: messenger RNA, 10729 nt
Organism: Podarcis lilfordi (Lilford's wall lizard)
Lineage: Eukaryota; Metazoa; Chordata; Lepidosauria; Squamata; Lacertidae
Source: the annotation of a GenBank genome assembly